Messenger RNA from Epinephelus fuscoguttatus (brown-marbled grouper), 8092 nucleotides. It is a transcript of the gene alg14, whose product is annotated as ALG14 UDP-N-acetylglucosaminyltransferase subunit. The record is from RefSeq and is a predicted model, not a curated record. The transcript is spliced from 4 exons. The coding region runs from base 2088 to 2780 and encodes 230 amino acids. NCBI's taxonomy places the organism in Eukaryota, Metazoa, Chordata, Actinopteri, Perciformes, Serranidae. Gene Ontology annotation, biological process: dolichol-linked oligosaccharide biosynthetic process. Gene Ontology annotation, cellular component: UDP-N-acetylglucosamine transferase complex.
CAAUUACUGAGCACUCUGUGUGUAUAAGAUUACAGUACGUUACAAUAUGUAUUUAACAGUCAUAAUCACAAAAGUAGCAACAGUAUUAUCAGUAAUAAAGGCUGUAGUAGUAUGUGGGAGAUGGAAAAUACUGAUACAUAAUGUGUAGUUGCUGUUUCAAAUGGAUAUUCUGCUGUUGUAAACUGACGCACGCACACACACACACACACAAACACACACACACACACACACAGGCUUGUGUCUGUCAGAGUGAAGCCAUUGUUAUGCUAAUUAAUGAGCAGCAUGUAGUUGAGUGAGACAAGGUGACAGCUCAAGUACUUCAAGAUGGCUUUAAAAUUUCUGAAAUUAGUCCUUCCUCUUCCCAAACUGUGGGUCCAAUCAUCGAUCUGAACAUACCACAAGAGAAAUACACUCUUCCCGAAUGCAGACAUAUAUAGCUUUCAUGUUUGUGGAGUCAAAAAGCGAUCUUAGUCGCAAGUUUACAAUGUCUAGCUCACAGGUGACACAUUUGCUCAUGUUAUUUUCAGAGGCACUAGCUCAUUUCCUGUUGGAUUUAGGUCAGUGGUGUCAAUGAGUGAUUUGUAGGUCUCGAGGAGAUGAAGAAGCCAGUUUUGAUUUGAUCUUUCUACACCGUUCCUAAAGGGCACAACAGCCAUUUUAGUGUGUCUAGAUAGCGCAAAAAUUGUCAAGAGGUUUUGUGACAUGUCACCUUUAACAGGGCAUAAAAUCCAAACCGUUCGAGUAAUGACAAAGUUGUUCAGAGGAAUUGUUUAGCAGGGCUUGGUCUGUCAUCUAUGCAUGUAUGAAGUCUAUACAAUAAACGGUGUAGGAGGAAAUAUUUUUUUAGUAAGAGAAUUUUUGAAAAAUGACAUCUUACUUUGAAAGGGCAAAUAGCUCACUAACUGUUGAAUUUAGGUCAGUGGUAUUAGCGCGUGAUUUGUAGGUCUUGAUGAGACAAACAAGCCAGUUUUGGUUUUGUCUUUCUACAACAUUGGUACCUUCGGUUGCCCUUCAGCCGAAGUCCCUAAUAAUAAACGCAUCAGAAACAAGAGGGACUUCGUCCUUCGGCCGAGGUCCCUAAUAAUAAACGUACCUUAAACAACAGGGACUUCGUCCUUUGGCCGAGGUCCCUAAUAACACAUAAAUGGUAUCAUUAGUCUUCUUGCUUGAUUCAGUGUUUCUCCUACAUUAUAUCGGGGGGCACUGACCUGACCUGACCUGACACAGUUAUUGUUAUGGACAGUGUAAAUAACCAUCAACAGACGGAGCACAGUCAAACACGCUGCUCACACAGCAGCGCAGCAUGGCACUGUACACACAGUGGAGUGAGCCUGUGUUGCGUUCAGGCGUUGUCACGUAAAUGACAAAUUACAUCACGCCGUAGCACAACACAGCAGCAUGUCAAGUGGGCCGAAACCGAGCAAAAUUGCUCAAUUUUUCAUUUAUUAUAUAGUUUGUUAUGGAGUCCGUGAUUUCUCCAUGACACUUACAAAUGUUUGCGUAAUUGUGCUUUGUUGUUUUAUGAGGCUCUGCCGGCUUUCAGUAGUCCCUUUGUCUUUAACCCUUUAAAACCGGCGGGAGCGCCCGCGAUCCCAUUUGCAUAUUGAUUUUUAAAUGCCGGUAGAAUUGCAACCAAAUAAGAUAGAGCAAUAAUUCUUUUUGCAUUUAAAACCGGAGGAGUUACUCUAACUUAUCAUGCAUUCAUCAUGUCCCAGAGCGCUGUUCCCUUGCACUGAUAGGUUUGUAGAAAAACAGUAAAAAGCGCACAGAACAAAAACAUUAUAAUCCUGAUCACGGGUAUUCACAGCACUUCCUAUAUUGGACUAAACGUCAUCAUGUUGUGAGCAUGAACUGUCACGUUAUUUUCUUGCGUGUCUUUCUCGCAACACCACCCGCGACAACAAGGAGGGACGUCAUUUCCCGGGAAAUCUCUUUCUUUCUUUCGCGGUAAAUAUUUCUCCUAGCUUGUAGCCACACACUCGCUCUCGCUCUCGAUUUGCAUUUUAGCCUUUCACAACAACACUUAGACACACUCACCACACACUCACAACACACACACACACACACACACACCCGCACACAUAUUCAUGGAACCGCAACAACCCGGACGCGCCAAUCGGCUUUUCUCCUGGUGCGAAGCUUUCGAGCUAAUAACAGUGUCGGAGGAAGAUUCGGUCCACUCAUCUGAUCCAGAUUCUGCCGACAGCGGGGAUGAAGCCGACUUCAUCGAAGGGAGAGAUCCUUCAUAUGACAUAGUUGAUGAUGAUGAUGAUGAGGAAGUAGGCGUCUCAUCGCCCUGCAUCCCGGAGGGAGGCACAGGGAGAGGCAGAGGGAGAGGAAGGAGGGGAGGAAGGAGACAGUCUCCAUCAAACAGAGGUUCCAGAGUUGACGACGAUGAUGAUGAGGAGGAAGUAGGGGUCUCAUCGCCCUGCAUCCCAGAGGGAGGCAGAGGGAGAGGAAGGAGGGGAGGAAGGAGUCUGUCUCCAGUAAACAGAGGCUCCAGGUCAGAGACACUCCCUGGUGAUGCAGCUGGCUGGAGAACCGACCAGGUGCUGUGUAAUGGCCCAGGGACCUGCGUUCCCCUGUGUGUGGCAGGACUGCUGCUUGGAAUUCUGGGAAUGAAGAAAGUCCUGAUAGUUUACGUCGAAAGCAUUUGCCGGGUGCAGACACUGUCACUCACUGGAAAGAUCCUGUACCCAAUAUCAGACUACUUCUUUGUGCAGUGGCCCUGUCUGAGAGACAAAUACCCCAAAUCCAUUUUCCUUGGAAGAAUAGUGUGAAAAUACAAAUGUCGGAUUAAAAUAUGUAAUGUUUGUUGUAAUGGUCAUGAACACAUGCUGGUUCUUUUAUUUUUGAGUGAUGUGAUGUUGGUAUAAUUUAAUAAUUCUGUAGGUGUGAAAUUUUAUAGAGUGCAAAGUGUAACACCACAGUACACUUGAUGUAACAGAAAACAUAAGCUUCUAUAUAAAAAAAAAAUAACCUCAUAUAAUAGCUUAAGAAAGGACCAAAAUAUAUUUUUUUAUCUCUUAACUGAGGAGCUUCUUUCUGCUGUUGGUUGAAUAAGAAUUAAUGGAAUAGUUGCUUUGUUUUUCAGUCUGACAGAGCAGGCUUUUAUUUUGAUCAGUAGCCCACAUCUGUCUAUCAGCUUACGUUUCACUCUCACUUUACAUGCAGAAAUGCAGCUCUGUGUCUAUUACGGAAUGCUAUUUGUGCAAAUAAUGUCAUAGAAAUUGUGUGGUAAGAUAACAUAAAAAUGUGUGUUAACACAUAAAGAUGGUGUGUAAAGAUGAUGAGUGUGCUGAGCUGGUGGCAGAAAGGGACAAUAGUGGUGUCAGUGUGAGUGCCAAAUAAAAUAUAAAAAAACAUUAUAAUGUUUAUAUUUCUUAACCCCUUACAAUGAGUCAUUAUUAUAUCUAUGAGUUUGUGAUCUACAUGUGGUAGAAAAAAAGUUUUGUCUCCAGUUAAUUAGAAUCGCAAUAUUUAGGUUAUAAUCCCUGCUGUUCAUUGCUCAGUGGAGGAGUGUGUGUUAGGUUUAUAUGAACUGAAUUAUUUUAGUGGUGUAAGAUAGUCAACCUCAUUGUGAAAACUCAUGUUUUUCAAGCAUGUAUUUGCCUUACUGUUCUUGAUUAAUAGUUGUGGAGACGUCCCUGUAUAACAUAAUUUAAUGUGGAAGUACAACCUAUCAACUUGCUAGCAUGCUAGCUAGCUAAUGCUGUCUGCUUAUUAACACAUUAAUAACAAAGUAUAUUAAUUUUCACUACUGCUCAUUUGAAAAAAGCCACCGCAAGAAAAUGCGUUCUUUGUUUCUGUUAACUUAUAGCCUAUAAUGUGUGUUUAGGUCGGUUCCCAUCUACAUUCAGGCAGGGAAAAUGAAAGGCUAACAUUGGGGCAGCAGUAGCUCAGUCCAUAGGGACUUGGGUUGGGAACCGGAGGGUCGCCUGCUCAAGUCCCCAUCCAGACCAAAAUAUGGAGCAUGGACUGGUAGCUGGAGAGGUGCCAGUUCACCUCCUGGGCACUGCCAAGGUGCCCCUGAGCAAGGCACCGAACCCCCCAACCGCCCAGAGCGCCCGUCAUGGGCAGCCCACUCUGACAUCUCUCCAUUUAGUGCAUGUAUAGGUCCAGUUUGUGCAUGUGUUUGGACCUGUGUGUAAUUGAUAAACAGAGUCAAAAAUUGAAUUUCCCCUCGGCGAUUAAUAAAGUAUAUAAAGUUAAAACAUUAAAUUAAAUUAAAAUUAAAUUAAAAUUGGCAAUGUAGCUAACAUAGCUAGAGCACUAGCUAUGAGCUAGAAACAAACCUUUAUGAUCCAUCAUCUGUUUAAUAACAUAAAUAAAGAACACUUAUCUUGUGGUGUUCUUCCUAAAAUCAACACAAUGGCCUUCAAUUUAAUAUAUAUUUUUAAUAUAUAUUUAUAUAAUUAUAUAAUAUAAAUGCUGGGAGUUAAAUGAUAAUCAGUAGACCACAAAGCUUGUCCAUACUCUCCAAGUCAGAGGUGGAGGGUAUCUAGUACGAGCUUAAAGGCGUAAACCUGACAGAGUUGACCUCAAUAACCUUGCUAAAAUGCCAAAAUUUGAUACACUACAGUUUAAAAAAAUCAUCAUAACAGAGAGACGGUGUUGACAAGUUCCAGCUGUGACUGUAGGAAUAUCAACAUUGUUUUUCUAAAAUAUUGAAAAAUGUACAACUUCACAGAGGAUAUUUGGUAGUGCUGCAUUCAGCACAGUCAGGAGGAUGAAAAGUCCUCAAGGAUUUUUGCUGACCAUACUAUUGCCUGAUUAUUAUUAUAAAAAAGUCUGAUGGAGUUGACAGAGACUGAGGACACAACUUUGAUAGAUUUUUAAGGAAAAUAUUGUUUGAUGUUCACUUUAGGCAUUGUUUUAUAAAUAUAGAACCAUUCUUUUUAUUUUUUUAUGUGUAGGGAGAUGUUUGCUGAAUAUAAAGAGUCAGGGAGACACCCAGUUGCAUAGAAUGAUUGAACAUCCUUAACAUGAUAUGUGUAAUCUUGUCCGAGUAUUCUUCGUAAAACUCGAUGUUAAAUCCGUCCGGGCCGGCGGCUUUUCCAUUAGGGAAGGAACAUAUUGCCCCAGCGACCUCCUCUAGCAUUAUUGCUCUGUUUAAGUCAGUUUGUGCUGAGGGGUUCAAUUUGGGCAAGUGAAGAGAACAAAGGAAUCAGAAAUCAGACAUUUGUGCUGUAUUAGCGGUGGUCUUUGAAGUGUAGAGGUCUUCAUAAAAUUUGUGAAAGGAUUCAUUAAUCUCUUUCAGGUCCGAGGAGAUACCUGACUUUAUCCUAAUCUUAUGGAUUGCUUGGUUAUCUUGAAUGCUUCUGAGCUGAUGGGCUAACAGUUUGUCUGGCUUAUCAGCCAAUUCAAAAUGUUUUUGUCUUUGACUUUUAAUAGCAUUUUACUCACUUGGUGAGAAAGAAUAGUGUUAUAUUUGAAUUUAAGCUCCAAAAUAUUAUUCAGUUUUGAGGGCGAGGGGAUUGUUCUGUAGUCUCUUUCAAGGACCGAAAGCUGACCUGUAAUUUCUGAUAAUUCCUUCAGUAUGUCUUUUUUAAACUUGGCCUCGUAAGCUAUGAUAUGGCCACGCAUAACAGCUUUGAAAGUUUGCCACAGAGUGGAGUCGGUUACAUCAGACGUGUCAUUGUGGGAUAGAUAGUCUGUUAGCAGGUUAGCUAUAUGCUGGUGAAAGUGCAUAUUGUUGAGUAAUAAUGGGUUGAAUUGCCAAUCAAAUGCGGGUUUUGCUCUGCCUAAGUCAAUUUUUAGUUCAACAGGGCUGUGAUCUGAAAUUAAAAUGUUAUGAUAUAGGUUACAUAAGAAGUCAAUUUGGCAUCUAUCAGGAAAUAGUCAAUUCUAGUAUAUGAUUUGUGUAUGUGCGAAAUUGUAGUGUAUGUGGUAUUAGAAGGAACUGUAGGGUGGGUGGAAAGCCUAUUGGUAAAACAGUCUAAUAUAGCAUUGAAAUCUCCACCCGCGAUUAAAUGGGUGGUAGAGGAGUCUGGAAUAAGAUUAAACACUUUCCUAAAAAAAAACCUGAGUCGUCAAAAUUGGGCGCAUAUUUGUUCAAAAACGUUACAUGCCGUGAAAGAAUAUGACCCCUUACAAUGAGAUAGCGACCAUUCGGUUCAGAGAUGGUUGAAAUAUGUUCAAAUGGAAUGUUACAGCGUGUUAAGAUGGCUACACCUCUGGCUUUAGAAGAGAAUGUUGACUGAUAGAUUUGAGACACCCAACUACGUUUUAGCCAGGUCCAUGUCAUUGGUUCGACAUCCCAUUAGUCCGACUGUCCGCAGUGUGGAACGGCUCGCGGCGGGCGUAUGGUGCGCCGCGACCGGCUUGAGGCGGAGCAGGCUCACGGCUUAUGUGUUUGCCACUUUCUUUUUCAUUUUAACCCACACCAUGAUCUUUUCCUGACCCUAACCAAGUGGUUUUUGUGCCUAAACCUAACCAGACCUUAACCACAGGGCAUUAUGAUGAUGAUUUCGGAACGGACUUUGGAACAAUGAGUUUAAUAUGGUCGGAACAAUGGGAUGUUGAACCAAUGGGCAGUUGAACCAAUGGGCAGUUCCCGUUUUAGCCUCCAUUGCUCCUCGUGUUUGAUAUGCAUUUCUUGUAAAAAAAAAAAAAAAAAUGUCCCAAGAUACAGAUUUUAAAUGUGAGAAAACCUUGCCUCUCUCUCUCUUUAAAUUGAUCCCUAGACCUCUGACGUUCCAGCGAGGCUGGAGAACAACUAGCAGCCAUGUAUAAACAUUACCAGGAUAUUGUGACAUGUGACCAAUAAUAAUGAUGCUGACACUGAAUACAAGAGCAGGGAAAAGAAAAAAAAAGAAACAAAGCAGUGAAAAAAACACAUUAUUAAUCCCUCACCCCCAUCUAAUGAAAACCCCCAUAAACACUGGGAAACAGCUUAAUAACACUACAAGGAAAAGUCCGACCAGGCUGAUUUUGUAAAACAAAGAAGUUCAGCCAGCCAGAGAACACGUUUCUCGUGUAUAAAUAAACCAACAAAGACAGCGGAAGGAAGGAAGGAGGAGGAAACAGCAGAGAGUGUUAGUAGUUCGUCGAUAGAGAGUAGUAAAAAGUUUUUUUUAGUUAUAAAGUUUGCGAAUGGACCACACUUACCACGCAACAGGAGAGAAUGAACCCGAACCGUCAUCUGCGAGGAAAAGAAGACGCAACUUCACUCCUUGUGAUGCACUCUCUGCGGCGCUUUUCCUCCUGAUGAUAUACAGUAUCUCUCCAAUGAUGGUUGCACCGAAUCCCAUUCUGUGCAGCAAAAUGGGAGCGGAGGAUUCAACCUCUCUUCUGGCCUGCUCAGCACCCAACACAUGGAGUUCCUCAUCUGUAUACUCCGGCUCAAACAUGUAUGGCUCUGGAUUUGUGUCCGCUACAAGAAACUCCUCAAAAUCGCGUUCAAAGUCGUCCAUUGCAGCUACUAUAGUCCGGAGAUAUUGCUAGGCUAAAUAAACAACUGAGAUUUGUUUACAGGCUAUGCUGACAGUCAGUGUGCGGGCUGGAGAUUGGUGGAGCAGAGAGGUCUCACUGUAAGUGAGUAUGUGUGUAUGAAGUGUGUGUGUUACGCUAGAAGAGUCAGAGUUUGGGACGGAGUCUUUUACGUGCUACCCCCUGGAGUGUUACCAGAGUUUUUGGAAUGCUCAAAUAAACGGGCCUUUUUCCCAAACGCUACUCUGGUUUCCUGCUUGUGAGGGAUUCAUUACAGUAUCGUAACAUAGUUUAGAUUUCUAAAUAAAUAUUCACCUCGUCGCUAGAUAGACCUACUCCUGAAAAACUCGUGUCUGCACAAGGCUUUUUGUCCCUAUGAGGCCAUCGUCAUUUAGCCGACGGGAGGGAUGAGCAAGUGAGCCCUGCAAUCUAGAAUUUGACCACUGAUGUCACUGUUUUCAACGGUUUUCAACCCAUUUUACACACUGGCCCUUUAAAUUAAAAAAAUUCACUUUGAACGACAAAAAAGUUUUUUGAACUUAAAUGUACAUACUAGUUAUUCCAUGUGCCUCUCUCCUUCACAGAGUAAGUAAAAAAUCUGAUUCUGCUUAAAUUUGUGGACACAUGACCAUUUGUUUCGACAGUUGCCUAGAAACAAGGG